This is a messenger RNA of Chaetomium strumarium, 2886 nucleotides long. RefSeq names its product tRNA synthetases class II (A)-domain-containing protein. Gene Ontology annotation, molecular function: alanine-tRNA ligase activity; ATP binding; aminoacyl-tRNA deacylase activity. Lineage: Eukaryota; Fungi; Ascomycota; Sordariomycetes; Sordariales; Chaetomiaceae. The transcript has 6 exons. Bases 1 to 2886 code for a protein of 961 amino acids. Gene Ontology annotation, biological process: alanyl-tRNA aminoacylation. Gene Ontology annotation, cellular component: cytoplasm; mitochondrion. The record is from RefSeq and is a predicted model, not a curated record.
AUGGCCGAAGUCAAGUGGACCGGGCCCCGUGUCCGCAAGACGUUCCUGGACUACUUUGCAGAGAGGGGUCAUACAAUCGUGCCGUCGUCGUCGGUCGUCCCUCACAAUGACCCCACCUUGCUGUUCACGAAUGCGGGCAUGAACCAAUUCAAACCCAUUUUCCUCGGCACAAUUGGCAAGGCUGAGCCUAUGGCCCAGCUGAAGCGUGCGGUUGAUACACAGAAGUGCAUCCGUGCCGGUGGCAAACACAAUGACCUCGAUGAUGUCGGCAAGGACAGCUACCACCAUACAUUCUUCGAGAUGCUGGGGAACUGGUCCUUUGGUGACUACUUCAAAAAGGAGGCUAUUCAAUGGUCGUGGGAGCUCUUGACCAAGGUCUACGGGCUGGACCCCAACCGACUCUACGUCACAUACUUCGAAGGCAACCCUGAGAUGCAGCUCGAGCCGGAUCUCGAGGCGAAACAGUUGUGGCUCGAAGUUGGUGUCCCCGAGGACCACAUUUUGCCGGGAAAUAUGAAGGACAACUUCUGGGAGAUGGGUGACCAAGGGCCGUGCGGUCCCUGCAGUGAGAUACACUACGACAAGGUUGGCGGCCGGAAUGCUGCGCACCUCGUGAACCAGGAUGACCCCCUGGUUGUGGAGGUAUGGAACAACGUUUUCAUGCAGUUCGACCGCCAGAAGGACAAGUCUCUCAAGCCUCUCCCCGCGAAGCACAUCGAUACCGGCAUGGGCUUCGAACGGUUGGUGUCUGCUCUCCAGGACAAGACAUCUAACUACGCUACCGAUAUCUUCACCCCCUUAUUCGCGAGGAUACAGGAGGUGACUGGUGCUCGGCCGUACUCUGACAAGUAUGGGAAAAACGAUGUGGAUGGGAUCGAUACUGCAUAUCGUGUCGCCGCCGACCAUAUUCGUCUACUAGCGUUCGCUAUUGCUGACGGAGCUGCUCCCAACAACAUCGGCCGGGGUUAUGUUGUUAGACGAGUCCUUCGGAGAGGCGUGCGGUACGCCCGGAAGUACUUCCAGGCCGAAAUCGGCACCUUCUUCUCCAGCAUCCUGCCGGCACUGGUAGAGCAGAUGGGCGAGCAAUUCCCAGAGCUCAAGAAGAAGCAAGACGACAUCAAGGAGAUACUCGACGAGGAGGAAGUGGCUUUCGCCGUCACGCUGGAUCGGGGAGAGAAACAGUUCGAAAAGUAUGCCGCGCUUGCCGUCAAAGCCGGUCAGAACAAGCUCUCCGGUGCUGAUGUUUGGAGGCUCUACGACACCUUCGGCUUUCCCGAAGAUCUUACGAAGCUCAUGGCUGAGGAGCGUGGUCUCACCAUCGACGAGAAUGAGGUGGAGAUCGCCCGCGAAAAGGCGAGGGAGGCGAGCAAGGCUGUCAAGGAGGCAGUCCAGACGUUCCCAAAGCUCAACGUGCACCAAAUUGCAGAGCUGGAGAACACCAUCAAGCUUCCCAGACCGGACUCGGAAGCCAAGUAUCAGAAAGGUGACAUAAAGGUAAAGGCUAAGGUGCAGCUCAUCUUCAACGGGACCGAGUUCCGUACAACCAGCAAGGAACUCCCGCCGAAGACACCCCUCGGUCUGCUGCUCGACAAGACCAAUUUCUACGCGGAGUCAGGCGGCCAGGUUGCGGAUACUGGUCGGAUCCUCAUUGACGGCGUUGCCGAGUUCAAAGUUCUCGAUGUGCAGGAGUAUGGCGGUUACAUUGUCCACAACGGCUACCUUGAGUACGGCGAGCUCACCGCAGGCGACGAAGUAAUCUGCGAGUAUGACGAGCUGCGGCGCCAGCCCAUCCGAAACAACCACACCGGCACGCAUAUUCUUAACCAUGCGCUGAGAGAAGUGCUUGGCGACGAGGUCCACCAAAAGGGGUCGCUGGUCGACCAAGAUAAGUUACGCUUCGAUUUCAGCCACAAGAGCCAAGUUACAUUGGAGGAAAUUAAGAAGAUCGAGGACAUGUCGAACGAGGACAUCCGGAGGAACCUCAAGACCUACUACAAAGAUGUCGACCUUGACCUGGCGCGCGAGAUUGAAGGUGUCCGCGCCGUUUUCGGCGAGACGUACCCUAACCCAGUCCGCGUCGUGUCCAUCGGUGUUGAUGUGGAUAAGCUUCUCAAGGAGCCCAAGAAUCCCGAGUGGCGCAAGGUCAGCGUCGAGUUUUGCGGCGGCACACAUGUCGAAUCGACAGGUCAGAUCAAAGACUUGAUUAUAGUGGAGGAGAGUGGCAUCGCCAAGGGCAUCCGGCGUAUCGUUGCGUACACGGGUGACGGUGCCCACCAGGCUCAGCGUGACGCCAAGGUGUUCAGCGAGAAGCUCGACCACAUCCAGGCAUUGGAGUUUGGGACCCAAAAAGCUGCGGAGAUCAAGGCUGCUGCUGUCGAACUCGAUGCGCUCGCCAUCUCUGCCCUGACCAAGGAGGAGUUGCGGCAGCGCUUCACCAAGAUCCAGAAAGAGAUCGUUGACGAGCAGAAGAAGCGGCAGAAGGCCGAGAGCAAGACGGCGCUUGACACUGUCCAGGGCCACUUCAAGAAGGAGGAGAACAAGGACGCCAAGUUCUUCGUCGGCCACCUCCCCAUCUCAGCUAAUGCCAAGGCCAUCUCCGAUGUCAUAACAUACUACAAGUCCAAGGACAAGGAGCGGACCGUCUAUGUCUUUGCAGGUAGCAAGGACGAUGCCGUUAUGCAUGGUGUCUACGUCGGCACGCACCUCGCGUCCAAGGGCAUCACGGCCGAACAAUGGACGGCGGCCGUCACAGAGGUCAUUGGCGGCAAGACGGGCGGUAAGGAGCCCAGCCGGCAGGGCGCUGGUGCUGAACCCGCCAAGCUCGACGAGGCUGUCGAGAAGGCGGAGCGGUGGCUGGCUGAGAAGAUGAAGGAGCUCAGUAUCUGA